ACCAUAGCCGCCAGUUUCUCUAAAACCAUUUCUCUACCUCCCUCGCCCACAUUCUCUAAAAAAACCUGUUACUUUAACUUCUUCUGAUGCCUUCAUUUGUUCUCUCAAUGAGAGAGGGCAAAUAUGGAGAAGGCAAAUAUGUUUAUUUGUCGACUACCCACAACAGAGAAAGAUGGCUUCUCACCGGCGCGAAGGAAGAUGGGACCACGACGAAAGGGCCCUUGCGAUGGAGGGAGGCGCGAUCGAGCAUCUGACGUUGGAGAAGGUAGAUAUGUUCAUUGGACUUUAUACUGCUGGCAAUUUGGUCCAGUACUGUUUGGUUUUACUCGAAACUGGAUUGUAUAACUCGGACCGGGAUCGGACUGGGACCGGAUAGUAAACAAUCCAAUCUCAUAUUCGGGCUUAGAUUUGAGAUAAAAAAACCCAGAUAAAGACCGGAUAAGAGACCCCAACACUCAAAUCCCCACAAGCUCAAUCUAAAAUCAAAAUCAAAUUGGGACCGGACCGGGUCAAGACCGGAGUGUAUCUAAUCCAAUCUUUGGUUCUUAUAUUCCCGAAAAGACCGAACUGGAACCGGAUCAAUUUGAUCCAAUUUAACCAGACCGGACCGUAUAGCCACCCUUAUCGUCCUACAACGGAGAAGGCAGAUCCUGGCGAGCACGGUGGGAGAUGACGCCAAGACGGAAGCGGCGGACAUAUCUAUUGCAGUUACGUAAUAGUGAUUAUGUUGAUUAUUCGUCGUAGUAAUUAUGUAGUAGUGAUUCGUAUCUAUAGACAUGUUAAAUCAGUUUUAAAAUUACAACCAAAGUCAGUACAACAGAAUUGUUAAAUCACUACUAAUUUAUCAUUUACAGUAAAAUCACUACUGACAUCACACUACUAGAGUUGUUAAAUCAGUAUUAAUCUAAGUAGUAGUGAUUUUUCAGUAACAAUUAUUUCCGCAUUCGAAUUUUCUAAGUGAGAAAUUGUUAAAUCACUAUUUAUAAAUGUAUACUUUUUUAUUAAAUUAAAAUUUUAAAAAUACCAAACAUGCCCUUGUUACUCUCUAGCAUCAGAUCUUACUUAAAUAUAAUUAGGGGUGGGCAAUGGGAAAUAGGUAUACACAUACCCGUCCCGUUUUUUAAGGGUUACGGGUACCCAAAUACCAGUAAUUUUUUUACGGGAUGGGACUUGGGAUCAAAAAUUUCUACAACGAGUACCUACGGGUUACCUGUUAAUACCCGUUUGGGUCAUACGAGUACCCGAAAUACCCGUUUGUGUCACUUCUUUUUUUAAUCUACUUCGUCUUCAAUAGUGUGUGCACUGUGCAGUACAGUUUUGGUUCAUUAGUGAGAAUGGAAAGAAUUAAUCUGCUGAUUAAAUGGCUGCUUUCCACUAAUUAAUAACCUGGCAAGCAUGAUAAUUAAUGUUCUUUUCCCGUCAAAUUUUGGGUUUGGUUUUGUAUGAAAAGGAAAUUGUUUUGUCUAUUUAUGUAAUGGAAGAUUGGAUUAGUGUAUGCGGCAGAGAGGUAGAAUAGAAGGAAGGCUUUUUUUAUUUUUAUUAUUAUUUUGGUGUAUUCUGUUUCUUAAUUCAUAGAGCAAAGUUUGGAUGAUUUUUUUUUUUUAAUUAGGGGUACCCGCGGGUACUCGUUAUCCGUCCCGUACGGGUAAUGGGUACCCGUUAACACGUAUGGGUUUGGGACAUGAGAUGGAGUUUACUCUCCAAAUAGGAUGGGUACCGUUUCAAACGGGACGGGUACCCAAUCCCGUCCCGUUGCCCACCCCUAAAUAUAAUGGACAGUGAUAAGAAUGAUUAGCAUGGUGUUAACUGCUAACUCUUAUGAAGUUACCCCUCUAACUCCUCCCGUCGCCGCUCGUCAUCCUCAGUACUCAUUAUCCCCGAGGACCAUGGCCGACCACUGCUGCCUCCCCAUCCUUCCUUUACGACUUGUAGCUGAUGUUGGGAAAACUCCAACCUUGCGAACAAAUUCGAGAUUACAUCUCUCGCGUUAGCUAACUGCCCAAAACCCUCAAGCACGUCCCUUUUGCCUCCAUUCUCAUAUGUGCAUGCAAAUAGUGGAUGUGCUUCAUUGAGAUUUUGAUCUUUUUGUCGAUCCGAUGCGCAAGGUGUAGAUGGUGAAAUCUUCACGAAGCGGAUAGUGUUUUGGGGUAAGAGUUCGAGACAUUUGAUAUAUAGUUAGAAAUAAAACCCACUUACACUAAAUAUGAAUUCUCGACUAGCAAAAUCAAAAUAGAGAAAGACUCUCUUUGUGAGGUAGAGAUGUGCAUGUGCUUAAAAUCAGAACAAAAAAGCUUCACCCCGUUCAUUUUUAGACUCUCAUGCUUAGUCAACUUUUUAUGAUUGAUAAAACUAGGCCAAAUUG
Messenger RNA from Linum trigynum, 2362 nucleotides. Lineage: Eukaryota; Viridiplantae; Streptophyta; Magnoliopsida; Malpighiales; Linaceae. The record is from the annotation of a GenBank genome assembly.